AAUUAACCUUAUCAGUUUUAUCAACUGACAUCAUGUUUACAAGCACGUACACUUAAAAAAAAUAUCUGAUGUGUAACAAGAGAAGCAAUAAUAACUAAGUACACAAGUGAUAUCUAGUCUGAAUAAUAAAGUAACGAUUUAAUUAGCCAGCACUAUUUAAAAAAAUGCAUUAUUUUUUAAAUCUAUUAAAAAUUAAAAAAUUUUUUAAGUAGCCACAGUAUUUAAAAAAAUAUAUUUUAUGCGUAAUAACAAAAUCUAGUAAAUAGUCAUAAGUUAUUAGAAUUUCUUGAUACAAUAAUUUUCCAAAUAUAGUAUUAAAUAUCUUAUUUAUUAGUUUAACUUUUUUUAAAUAAUAUAUUAAUAUUUUUACUAUUGGUAUAAUUAUUUGUUGAUUACCUAUCUUAUAUAUUUCUUUAAUAAUAGUCGCUAUUAUUUAUAUUUAUUCUGUUUUAUGUCCUUUCUAAAUGGGGACGGAAAACCUACAUAGUCCAGUGAAACAGAAUUGAACCCUGGUACCUUAACACUGAGUUUAACAGUGUAUUUCUGAAAUUAAAUGGCAGUAUUACGUUUUUUAUUUAUUAUUCCACUAUUUUUUGUUUCAUUACUAUGGCUUUAUUAUCUUAUACAGCUAGCACCAAUCACAGAAAAUCAAUGCGAAAUAAAAUUGUUUCCAAAAAAAAUGAAUGAUAUAACUAAACUGAACUCUUGUUUAAAAGUUUAUUAUGAAAAAAACUUUUUUUAUGUUUUGAUACUAUUUUGCAGCAUUUAUAUAUUUAAGCAAACAUUUUGUAUACCAGGUUCUGUUAUAUUGAAUGUACUAGCAGGAUCUCUAUUUGGAUCAAUUUAUGGAUUUCUUUUAGUAUGCAUUUUAUCCAGUAUUGGUGUUUCUUCAUGUUAUUUACUAUCUAAAAUUUGUUGUAUUGAAGAAGUAUUAAUCAAAUUCCUCCCUAGUCAAUUAAGAUCAUCCAAAACUACAUUGGAAAAUUUAGUUAGUAAUAAUAAAAAUCAACUAUGGUAUCUACUACUUGUUUUACGGAUAAUUCCAAUAACUCCAAACUGGCUAUUAAAUUUAAUUGCACCAAUUGUAAGAAUUCCUUUAUGGACUUUUAUGUACACCACUUUCUUUGGUUUGAUGCCUUACAAUUAUAUUUGCUGUCAAAGUGGGGAAACUAUCUCCAGUAUUCAGUCAUUGGAUGAAAUUUUUUCUUUCAAGACUACUAUGCAAAUAAUGUCAAUAGCUGUUGCAAUGGUAAUAAUCAAAAUUGCAUCAAAAUUUUGUAAAUUACAAACUCAAUAAAUUAAAAAUUUUAUCAUUUAUGAUUAAUA
This is a messenger RNA of Daktulosphaira vitifoliae (grape phylloxera), 1326 nucleotides long. Its product is annotated as transmembrane protein 41A-like. The transcript is spliced from 6 exons. The coding region runs from base 554 to 1297 and encodes 247 amino acids. The record is from RefSeq and is a predicted model, not a curated record. NCBI's taxonomy places the organism in Eukaryota, Metazoa, Arthropoda, Insecta, Hemiptera, Phylloxeridae.